This is a messenger RNA of Lacerta agilis (Sand lizard), 1855 nucleotides long. It is a transcript of the gene NPRL2, whose product is annotated as NPR2 like, GATOR1 complex subunit. Gene Ontology annotation, molecular function: GTPase activator activity. NCBI's taxonomy places the organism in Eukaryota, Metazoa, Chordata, Lepidosauria, Squamata, Lacertidae. Bases 116 to 1342 code for a protein of 408 amino acids. Gene Ontology annotation, cellular component: GATOR1 complex; vacuolar membrane. The record is from RefSeq and is a predicted model, not a curated record. The transcript has 13 exons. Gene Ontology annotation, biological process: negative regulation of TORC1 signaling; cellular response to amino acid starvation; positive regulation of autophagy.
UGUUUUCCGCCUGCGUUGAAAAGCCAAGCGUUCUCCCCGACUCCGACUGUACUCGGGACUAUAGUGUGCGCAUGCGUGCUCUUGCUGCUCUCCUCUCUCGGUCGCUGUUAUCGCUAUGGAAGUCAGCAGCAGAAUUGAGUGUAUCUUUUUCAGUGAAUUCCACCCAACACUUGGGCCUAAGAUAACAUAUCAGGUCCCAGAGGAUUUCAUUUCCCGAGAGCUCUUUGAUACAGUUCAGGUCUAUAUCAUCACCAAACCUGAACUGCAAAACAAGCUCAUCACUGUUACAGCUAUGGGGAAGAAGCUAAUUGGUUGUCCAGUUUGCAUUGAGCAUAAGAAGUACAGCCGGAAUGCCUUGCUCUUCAACCUUGGCUUCGUUUGUGAUGCUAGAGCUAAGACUUGUGCACUGGAGCCUAUAGUGAAGAAACUGGCAGGUUAUCUUACCACUCUAGAGCUUGAGAGUGGCUUCAUUUCCACUGAUGAGAGCAAACAGAAGUUGAUACCCAUCAUGACCAUCCUACUUGAGGAACUAAAUGCCACUGGCAAAUGCACUCUUCCUAUAGGCAUGCAACCCUGUCUGCUUCUAGGGACCCUUUUGUUGCCACCAUCUGAUGGCUUUGCAAUUGGGAACCAAGCAACAAACUCAAAUGAAUCAAACACCAUUCAUCUGAAAGUGAUUGAGCAACGCCCAGAUCCCCCCAUUGUGCAGGAAUAUGACGUUCCUGUCUUCACCCAAGACAAGGAUGACUUCUUCAAUUCCCAGUGGGAUCUCACCACUCAGCAGAUCUUGCCCUACAUUGAUGGUUUUCGGCAUGUUCAGAAAAUCUCAGCUGAGGCAGAUGUGGAGCUCAAUUUGGUUCGAAUUGCUGUCCAGAACCUCUUAUACUAUGGAGUAGUGACUCUCGUUUCCAUACUUCAGUACUCAAAUGUAUAUUGUACCACACCUAAAGUCCAGGAUCUGGUGGAUGACAAAUGUCUUCAAGAUGAAUGCCUCUCUUACGUCACAAAACCAGGUCACAAGCGGGCCAGUUUGAGAGACAUUUUCCAGCUCUACUGUGGGCUGAGCCCUGGCACAACUGUACGAGACCUCAUUUGCCGCUACACCCUACAGCUCCAGAGAGUGGAUGAAAGGAAACUUGUCCAGUUUGGCCUGAUGAAGGGCCUUAUUCGACGGCUCCAGAAGUAUCCUGUGAAAGUAGCCCGGGAUGAAAGAAGUCAUCCAGCCAGACUGUACACAGGUUGUCAUAGCUAUGAUGAAAUCUGCUGUAAAACAGGCAUGAGCUAUCGGGAGCUGGAUGAAAGGCUGGAGAAUGACCCCAAUAUAAUUGUUUGCUGGAAAUGAGUCUCCAAAAAGGGGGGCAAUUAUUCAUCAUGUCCUGUUUACUACUGUGCUGCCUGGGACUGCUCACGAUUUCUUCAGAAACCAUUAAAAGCAACAUAGCUCAAAUUGUGUGGCAUGAUGCACCAUUGGUGCCUGGAACAAGUGAGCUGGAUGGACUUGGAUUUCUUUGGGUUGUUUAAUGAAAGAUACACGUUUUAGCGAAGAUCACAUUUGUCUGAGCAAAACACACAGGUGUAUAUCAAGAAGUUUCGGGGGUUCCAUUUUCGUUUAAAUAAUAAUAAUUAAACCAAGUUUUGCAAUGCUAUGAAGUUGAGCAGUGGGGCAGGUGAGUGCUUAAACCUGUUCCUUUCUACCCAUGGUGUUAUGGAUGUGUGUUUACAAGGCUGAAAUGCUGGUUCUUAUUAAUCUGGCAGUAUUAUCCUGUAGUAGCAAGAAAUCACACAAUUCCUUGUGUAAAGUAUUGAAGGAAAAAGUUCUGUAACAGACUUGUACAAAUAAAACAGAAAGAUAAUU